Molecule: messenger RNA, 864 nt
Organism: Penicillium pulvis
Lineage: Eukaryota; Fungi; Ascomycota; Eurotiomycetes; Eurotiales; Aspergillaceae
Exons: 1
Coding region: 1-864 (287 amino acids)
Source: RefSeq, a predicted model, not a curated record
AUGGACAUAGUACACGGCAAGGAGCUACACUAUAAGGAGCUUAGUCUCAAGCAUCGAGGUAGCGGCCUAGCAUUCAAAGAUCUCUUCCUCGGUGAGGAGAAUACUCCUGAGAACUAUCUUUUCACCAUCGGGCGCCAAAGCGCUUUCUCCUCGCCCAUUCACAAGCAUACCUUCGAUCAGUUCCGGUACGCAUACCGUGGUGACGUAUCUAUUGCACCAGAUCUUCUUCUUCGCGAGGGAGAGUUGUGCUACCACCCAGAGGGCGUUCUUUAUGGGCCACAGCUCGAUAAAGGGGGCGAGCGCGAUGUGUUAGUUCUACAAUUCGGGGGCGCCAGUGGCCAAGGAUACCUCAGCUUUGCACAGAUUACAGAAGGUCAAGAAAAGUUGAAAGAGAGCGGCCGAUUUGAAAAUGGCAAAUUUCACCCUGCAGAUGGAGGGGAGCCAAUGGAUGGGUAUGAGGCUCUUUGGCAGAGCUACUCAGGUCGCCCACUCGAGUAUCCUGCUGCAAGAUAUCACUCGGUGAUUGUUGCAAAGCCAGAUAACUACUCUUGGGUGCCUUUGGUUGCAACAAGCAACGUUUUCACGCGAACGCUUGGUGUCUUUACAGAGCGGCAGACCAAGGCCGAUAUGAUCAAGAUCGGAGCUAACGGAAGGAUUGAGAUACCCGGUGAAAAUGCUAUCCAGCUGCUAUUUGUGCUAAAGGGUCAAGGUAAAGCCAAUGAGACCUCAUUGGAGGCGGAAUCUGCCGUUCGAUUAUUGCCCGGAACUGGCGUUCUUCUCUCUGCGGAGCAUGGUAUGGAAUUGCUUCGUUUUGUUCUUCCUAUGCUCCAUGGUAAAGGUUGGCCAAUGAUUAGUACCUACUAG